AUGUCGACUCGAAGGAGCUCGCGACGAACCAAAAAGCAGAUCGACUAUUCGAAGAUUGGCGAUAUUGAUGGGAUAUCUGAUGAUGAAUUGGCCGGAAAACAAAAGAGACAUGAAGUAGAGUCCGAGUCGGACGAGUUUGAACUCGAUGACAAGAAUGACGAGAAUGCUGAAGAGGAUGACGACGAAGAAAUAGAUCUCGCAGCCGAAGAUGAAGAAGAUGAUGAUCAUAAUGGAGAAGCUGAAGAGGAUCUUGAUGACGUAGAUAUUAUAAGAACUACCACUAAGGCCAAGACGAAGAAGAGUAAGCCGAGAUCGGAAGAUGAAGACACAUACCUCGAGAAUGGUACAUAUGUCAAUGGCAAUCGGAAUGCUCUGAAAUCAAAUAAAAUGCCAAAACCUGUGGCUCUGCGACCGUCGAAAGCCCCGGGGGUUCGCGCAGAGAGUUUAAAAGAGCGAUUUCAGCUCUUUUAUGGCAAUAAUGAUUCAGCUUUUGUAUAUGGGAUUAACCAGAGAAUUAAAUGGGGAAUGCGGCCAUUUAUUCCUGAACCGGAGUUGUUUGAAGUCCCCAAAAGAGUGACACGAUUGCAUCAAAAAUAUAUCAACGCUGGUGUUGGAAAUGUUGAAACCUCAACUGAUAGUGAUUCAGAGCCAGAGGACGAUGUUUAUCUGUUUACUGAAGAAGAAGUAUCAGAGAAGCAAGUGCUUAUUCACAUAAAUUCCCAGGAAAUGGCAAGUUAUGUGCCUGGUAGCUUGAAAACUAUGAAAAUAUUCACAGAUAAGGCGUGCGAUGUACCAGUUCAAUUACCAUGUUUCGAACCAACUUUCAUUCACAAAUCACACCCCCAAGCUGGUAUUAUAGCAAAUGCCGGUUCGUUUAUAUGUGCAUCUUCUUGGGCACCUGGAUUUGAUGGUGAAUACCAAUAUCUAGCAGUGGCCACUUUGCCUGAGAAUAGCUCAGGCGAGGCCACAUCCAUCUAUCCACAAAUCUCAGCGUUUGCAACCCAGCCAUCACCAACUUCAAUUCAAGUAUAUCGCUUGAAUACCAACAUCCCAGACGGAAGUACUUCUCCAGAAGACUAUUUCCAACUUGUAGCAGUGUUUGCAACCGAAUCGGGUCCGAUCACCAAACUUGCUUGGAGACCCCUGGGUCCAUCUCCCUCUGCACCUGACACUGAAUUGGCUCAAACGAAGACAAAUAAAACAUCCAAGACGAAGGGAAAAGGAGUAGCAAAUAAUAUCACCCAUAUUGGAGUUCUGGCAGCAGGUUUCCAAGAUGGUAAAGCCCGUUUAUUGGAUGUUAAAGUAAACGCGCCGCCUUCAGGACCAUCUGGCUCUAAGAGUCGGGAACCACUGUAUGUGAAAGUAGACAAGUUUCUUCGUGAGUACUCACUAGACUCGAAAAUCACUUGUAUAGCAUGGCGAACUCUGAAUACAAUAGUAUUGGGCACAGCGGAUGGGUUCAUAGCCGAAUUUGAUGUGAGUGAUACUUCCAUAGACGGCAUCUACCCAUCAUUCUAUAUUCCAGUGCACGACUCGUUCAUCAAUCUGAUAGUUACGUGUUUUCCGUUCUAUGAGAACCUAGUAUUCACAUCUUCUGCAGACGGAUUCACGAGGUUAGUAGAUGUCCGGGACAUUCAGCGAAGUAGAACGAUUUCCACCCGAUUCAAAGGAUACACCACGUGUGCUUCCUACUGCGCUCAACUUAGUUCGUUUGUGUCACUGGAGGACACUUUCACCACCAAAAUCACGCCCAUACGGAGAUUAAACAUUCUUCAAGGAGCCACGAACAUUACUAGGCACGAAGCGUCGGUAUCCAGUGUGUCUGGCUCCUAUUUGCAUCCCAUGAUCAUCUCUGGAGGUGCUGAUGGCACGCUACAUAUCGGUAAUGCCAUUCGGCGGUCGACAGUAAGCAAACGUCAGACGAACGCUAUUUAUAAAGAGACCAUACUCUGGGAAUUCGAUGCUCCAGAAAAGUUCCCUGAUACAUGCAAGUUCGUGGACAUUCUCCAGGCAAAAGAUCUCCCCAAAGCACCUGCCAUCGAGCGACAGUUCAUAUAUCCUCGAACAGCAGUUGUUUCAAGUGUAGAGUGGAAUCAGAACCAAAUCGCUGGCUCCUGGUACGUCGCGGGACUCAGUUCAGGCGUGCUUCGAAUAGAGAACCUUGCUUGUCCCCAAUAG
Messenger RNA from Sugiyamaella lignohabitans, 2178 nucleotides. RefSeq names its product transcription factor TFIIIC subunit TFC6 (gene TFC6). Gene Ontology annotation, biological process: transcription by RNA polymerase III. NCBI's taxonomy places the organism in Eukaryota, Fungi, Ascomycota, Dipodascomycetes, Dipodascales, Trichomonascaceae. Gene Ontology annotation, molecular function: protein binding. The coding region runs from base 1 to 2178 and encodes 725 amino acids. Gene Ontology annotation, cellular component: transcription factor TFIIIC complex. The record is from RefSeq and is a predicted model, not a curated record. The transcript has a single exon.